Messenger RNA from Aspergillus mulundensis, 1179 nucleotides. RefSeq lists its product as uncharacterized. The coding region runs from base 1 to 1179 and encodes 392 amino acids. The transcript is spliced from 3 exons. Lineage: Eukaryota; Fungi; Ascomycota; Eurotiomycetes; Eurotiales; Aspergillaceae. The record is from RefSeq and is a predicted model, not a curated record.
AUGGCGUCAACUAACCAUGCAAUUGUCUUCGGGGCAGCCGGCCUACUCGGCUGGGCGACGCUGAACCAACUGCUGUCCCCAACCAGCCCCUUCUCCCGCAUUACCGCCAUCCUGAAUCGCCCUGUGUCAGAGUCCGACCUCCAUCUACCCCCAGCUCCAGAUCGGCCAGCUCUUGAAAUCGCUUCCGGGAUCAACCUUCUGCAAGGGACGGCUGGUGAUCUGGCCAAGCAGCUGAAGGAGAAAGUUCCGGAUGUUGAAAGCAUCACCCAUGUCUUUUAUUUCGUAUUUUCACCAUUCAACGGUGAUCACGUUGAGGAAUGCAACCAGAACUGUGACAUGGUGCGACGAGUGGUGGACGCGCUGAACACACUUGCAUUAAACCUGCAAUCAUUCAUCUACCCCGGUGGCUCAAGGGGCUACGGCACCUACAUUCCCGGCGGCAUCUUCCAACCACCAUUGACCGAGUCCAUGGCCGACACCCUACCAGAAGACUACGCCAAAACGGUCGCAUACCCCUGGAUUCGGAAAAUAUUGAACGACGCCAGCAAAGGCCGAAGCUGGACAUGGAGCGAACUCUGCCCCGACGCCGUAAUCGGAUUCACGCCGAACGGCUCGGCCUUCUCCCUCGCUCUCCACUGGGCGCAGUACCUCUCUCUAUACGCGUAUAACCACCGACACCAACUAUCUGAAGGAAAAGAGGUGGAGGUUCCAUAUCCAGGAAACGAAGCCGGAUACAGAUCGCUGUUCACGCCCGUGUCCGGUCCAAUCCUAGGUAAAAUCGCGAUCCAUGCAGCGCUUAACCCGGGGACGUGCGGAGGGAAAGUCAUCAACAUGCUGGACAAGGACAAGCCCGUCAGUGCGAGCGAUUUGUGGCCUGGCAUUGCGGCGUGGUUUGGGCUCAAGGGAGUUGGGCUGGUGGGCGAUGAUGAUAAACUGAAGCCAGGGGAAUAUAUCGAGAAAUACCGCCAUCUUUUCGCCGAGAAUGGCAAGCCGAAGGCAUUGGCGUGCGGCGUUGGAGCUGGAAACAAGCAAUUGGAUUCUUUUGGCUGGUGGCUAGUGUUCGAUCGGCAGUUCAGCUCUGAACGAUUGAGAUCGGUUGGAUUCAUGGAGCAGCGGGACCCUCUUGAGGGCUGGAUGGAGGCCUUUGAGCAGUUUAGGGAAGCAGGGAUCAUAUUCUGA